CCCGAUCGCAUGAAGUCCUCCAAAGUCCGACUCAGGAUGCCGCAUAUAUCGGGGUACGCGGGUCUCAGGUGCGCCAUUUGACCAGCUUUCAUACUUCUCUGCUCUCUGCGUCAGUUUUAUUCUUCCGGUGGGUAAACUCGACCCUCCAUUACUCCUGGCGCUGAAGGGGGCUCUAUCUCUCCCUCCCUCCCUCCCUACCCGCCUCGCUCCCUCUUACUCUCUGCCCGUUGAUCGAUCGAUCCAUUAUUGAGAUCUCAUUUUUGGCCAUCGGAAGCUGAUCUCAACCCCUAGGGGUGUUGGCAUAUUGUGGCUCUUCCAAACGUGUUUAAGCUAGCUGCGUUUCUCAGAUUAUCCUUGAAUUAGCAGGGUCUUGGAUGCUUUUUCUCAUAUUCAUUUUUUUUGUACAAAUUGUGUUGAAAUUAGGUGUUUGACUAAGAGGUAAGCUUUUGUGGAGACAAAGGCUGUGUAUAUUUGAUCACGUAAUUAGGGUUUAGCAGAAUGGGUGGCCUUUGUUCGAAGAGAUCUGUAGUAGAUAAAUCCCCUAGUGACAGUACCCUAAAUGUUGACUAUCUCGGAGACAACGACCUCAGUUCAGAUCAAUCUAGUGUGAAGAUUAAGAGCGAGUCCAAUGCUCUUCCUGCUGGUGAAAAGAAGGACAAGUGGUUGUCUCAGCCUCCUCUAUCCUUUUCAGAUCGGUUACUGUCUACUUUUGGGCAAAACCCAAAUGACACUGCUGAUUUAAAGACGCCUCAGAUGUCUAGGGUCCAUUCACAGAAGUUCAGGCUAUCGAAUUCAAAGCCUGCGGCUUCUGCAAAGAAUGGAACUACCAAAGUGGCAGAAGUGAGCUCAAUUUUAGGAAGGGCUAGUACAGUUGGGUUUGGGAAAGCUGUUGAAGUUUUGGAUAAUUUUGGUAGUAGCGUGACAAGUUUGAACCUUAGUGGCAGCUUUGUACCAGGAUCAACAACUAAAGGAGGCAAAAUAUAUAUUUUAGCCUUUGAGGUUGCCAACACAAUAGUUAAAGGUGUCAAUCUUUUGCAAUCUCUUUCAGAUGAAAACAUAAAACACUUGAAGGAGGUGGUGCUUCCUUCAGAAGGUGUGCAACUUUUAGUGUCUAAAGAUAUGGAUGAACUGCUACGGACAGUGGCUUCUGACAAGAGGGAAGAAUUAAACAUAUUUUCAGGAGAGAUAGUUCGCUUUGGAAAUCGGUGUAAAGAUCCUCAGUGGCACAAUCUCGAUCGCUAUUUUGAGAAGCAUGGUUUAGAACGAAUAUUUCAACCACAGUUAAAGCAAGAUGUGGAUACAGUCAUGCAGCAGUUGAUGACAAUGGCUCAGUACACAGCUGAAUUAUAUCAUGAGCUCCAUUCUUCGGAUAGGUUCGAACAAGAUUACAAGAGGAAACUUCAAGAAGAGGAGAAUUUGACGGCAGCUCAGAGAGGAGACAGUCUCCAAAUAUUAAAGCAAGAGCUAAAAAGCCAAAAGAAACAUGUAAAGAGCUUAAAGAAAAAGUCUCUUUGGUCCAGAACUUUGGAAGAGGUCAUGGAGAAACUUGUAGAUGUUGUCGACUUCUUGAAUCUGGAGAUCUAUAAUGUCUUCGGUAGUUCGGAUGGGGAUAAACCAGUGAAAGGAUCUAUUGCUAGUAACCGGAGACUGGGUCCAGCUGGCCUAGCACUGCACUAUGCUAAUAUUAUCACUCAAAUUGACACCCUUGUUUCUCGAUCAAGUUCUGUGCCCCCAAACAUGCGGGACACCUUAUAUCAAGGAUUACCGCCAAGCAUAAAAAAUGCUUUUCGCGCAAAGUUGCACUCUCUUAAGGUUGAUGAAGAGAUAACAGUUUCACAGAUCAAAACUGAGAUGGAUAAAACUCUAAGAUGGCUUGUUCCACUUGCCAAUAACACAACCAAAGCUCAUCAUGGAUUUGGCUGGGUCGGAGAGUGGGCAAACACAGGGACGGAUAUGAAUCGGAAGGCUGGUGGACAGGCCGACUUGAUUAAGAUCGAGACUCUUUAUCAUGCAGAUAAAGUCAAAACUGAAUCAUUCAUACUGGAGCUAAUUGUGUGGCUCCACCACCUCAUAAGUCGAUCAAAACCAGAAAAUGGAAGUUUAAGGUCUCCCAUCAAGUCUCCUAUUCGUUCUCCCACAAAUAAAAGCUUGGCUAUCGAUCCACCUGAAAGCAUGGCCAACACGUCUACUUUACUGUCUACAGAGGAUCAAGAGAUGCUUCGGUAUGUCAACUUCAGGAAGUUAAUCCCUGGUAUCAGCAAAAGCCAGGAGUUUGACACUCACAGGUGUAAGUUAGACAAACAUAGCAGGCUGAGCAAGAGCAACAGUCAUUCACCAACAACUGCAAGCAAGAAAGAACUUUGCACUUUGCGAAGGCCGUCUUUAUUACCUAUUAUCGAUUUUGGUAUUGAUAAGAUGAAAGCUCUUGAUGUAAUUGAUAGAGUGGAUACAUUAAGAAAAUUAUGAGUUGAAUAAAUCAUAGAGAUCAGGGUGACUCCAUCAUAAUGAGCCAGUGUUCUAGGCAAAUUGACUUUCACGGCAGUGUAUAAUCCUUUUUUUUUUUCUUUUUUUUAAAUAGAUGUAUGCCUCUGAGGCGGCCUUGUAAGAUAAAGAAUGAGCUGUGAUGGGUGGUCUUGUAUGUUAUUAUGGGGUUAGAGCUUGGUAUUUGGACAUAUUAUAUGAAGCAUUCUUUGCAACAUAAGAUGAAAAAAAUAAGAGAAAAAAAUUGUUGCAGUCUCAGUUUUUUACUUUUA
Molecule: messenger RNA, 2753 nt
Organism: Phalaenopsis equestris
Lineage: Eukaryota; Viridiplantae; Streptophyta; Magnoliopsida; Asparagales; Orchidaceae
Exons: 13
Coding region: 499-2466 (655 amino acids)
Biological process (GO): positive regulation of growth
Source: RefSeq, a predicted model, not a curated record